Messenger RNA from Caenorhabditis remanei, 489 nucleotides. RefSeq lists its product as uncharacterized. Bases 1 to 489 code for a protein of 162 amino acids. The record is from RefSeq and is a predicted model, not a curated record. The transcript has 3 exons. NCBI's taxonomy places the organism in Eukaryota, Metazoa, Nematoda, Chromadorea, Rhabditida, Rhabditidae.
AUGCGUCGUUCCGUACUCGUUUUGUCUACUUGUGCUCUCCUUGCUCUCGGUCAAGACUGGGGAGGAGGUGGCGGCGGAUACGGAGGAGGUGGUGACAUGGGAGGAUACGGUGGUGGAGGAUACGGUGGAGGUGGUGACAUGGGAGGUGGAUAUGGAGGCGGUGGCGACGGAGGAUACGGAGGUGGCGGUGAUAUGGGAGGAGGCUACGGAGGCGGCGGUGAUGGUGGCUACGGAGGAUACGGAGGUGGCGGUUAUGGAGGAGGUGGUGAUAUGGGAGGUGGUUACGGAAUGGGAGGAGGCGGUGGAGAUGGCGGAUACGGAGGUGGUGGAUACGGAGGAAACAUGGGAGGAAACAUGGGAGGUGGUGGUGGAUACGGAUCAUACCAAGGUGGUGGACCACAACAACCAAUGGGAGGAAACCAAGGAGGAUACGGAGGACAACCGUACGGAGGUGGAGGACAAGGAGGAUGGCCACCAAUGCCAAACUAA